CCUUUUCAAACACUUCCCUUUUCAAUUAGUUCCCACCCAUGUAACCUCUCUCUGUCUCUCUCUCUCUCUCUCUCUAUAUAUAUAUAUAUAUAUACUUGUACUCUCACCCAAUUCAUUUCCAUUAAAUUCCUAUCUUCUUCUCUAUCCGUUUUCUAUUGGUUUGUAACUUUCUCUGGUUGUCUUUCAAUUGAGUUUCUCUCUCUGGGAUUUCAUCAAACACAUGGCGGACAAACAACCCGGCUUGAACGGUGCAUACUACGGCCCCCCAAUCCCACCUCCCAAAACCUAUCACAGUCAUGGCCGUGGCUCAGGAUGCGGGUGCGGAUGCUGCUGUCUCUUCACCCUUCUUAUCAAAAUCGUUGUUUCUAUAGUUUUUCUCCUCGGCCUGGCCGCGCUCAUCGUCUGGCUCAUCUUCCGACCCAUUAACAAGGUAAAGUUCCACGUCACGGACGUGUCAUUAACCCAGUUCAACCUCACUAACUCCAACACCAUCCACUACGACCUCGCUCUCAACAUCAGCGUUCGAAACCCCAACAAGAAGAUAGCCGUCCACUAUGAUCGCAUCGAGGCCAGGGCUUUCUACGAGGACGCGAGGCUCAAGGUCGUAUCCUUGACACCCUUUUUCCAGGGUCACAAGAAUACCACCGUACUGACUCCGGUCUUUAAAGGGCAGCAAGCCGUCUUUUUCGACGCUGAGAAAUUACAGGAGUUUAACCAGGAAACAAACGCUGGGGUUUUCAGCAUCGACGUGAACUUGCAUCUAAGAGUCAGGCUGAGGCUGGGAAAGAUCAGGAUUGGCACGUUUAAACCCAGGGUAAAGUGUGACUUGAAGGUUCCUGCGAGCUCCUCUAAUGGCGUCUUUCGCACAACCAGGUGCGACGUUGAUUUCUGGUGAUUGUCGCACCCGGCCUCUUUGACCGAAUCCGUUGAUUUCCUUUUUCUCAUCAUAUUUUCAUCUUUCGAAUUUAUUUAUUAUUCUUUUUUUUUUUUGUUUUUUAAAUUUUAGUAUUUACGUCGUCGUUUUUGAUUUUUACCCGCGAGAUAUGUACGCUCUUCUCGUAUAUAUACCUGAUUUUAUAUAUAUAUUUCUUUCUUUGUAUUUAUUUAUAUUACUUUCGAUGUGAAUAAAUAAUUAUUGUUUUUGUUUUCCCCCUUUA
Messenger RNA from Carica papaya (papaya), 1157 nucleotides. RefSeq names its product Late embryogenesis abundant (LEA) hydroxyproline-rich glycoprotein family (gene YLS9). The record is from RefSeq and is a predicted model, not a curated record. Gene Ontology annotation, biological process: defense response to other organism. NCBI's taxonomy places the organism in Eukaryota, Viridiplantae, Streptophyta, Magnoliopsida, Brassicales, Caricaceae. Gene Ontology annotation, cellular component: plasmodesma; plasma membrane.